AUGAGAAAGAAAGAAGAGAACUGGAACAGUUACAACUCCAACAUGGAAGUGUUAUUGUCAAUGAUGUUAGGAAUUAUUUGUUUGUCAAUACUUACUCCUUCAUCAGCCCAAGAUAUAGUUAACGAGAAAAAUAUGCCGGCGUGUUGGGUAAACAUAACGAACUGUAUGCAAGAUCAUUUAGACAGGAGUGGAUCAGAGCCACAAUAUAAUUCAUCAAGCUCGAUGUUUAACUUGAGCGAGUUCCUGUGCUGCCCUCUCAUACAGCAGACUUCUCAGACAGAGAAGCAGUCUGGAUCACCUCCUCCAGAUGCUAUUGCUUCCGGAUCAUCAUCGUCUCCAAUUCUUACUUCAGGAAAACUCAAAAUUAUUAUUCCUGUUGCUGCAUCAUCAGUAUUCAUCAUACUUUUGGUAAUAAGCAUAGUUAUAGCACUUAAGUGUCGGAAAGGCAAGAAGAAGCCUGAAGAUGUAGCAAAUUCUCAAAGUGCAGGGGAUGUGCCUCCUCCACUUACAGAUGAUCAAAGUGUUAUAGUUGAGUCCUUGCAAUAUGAAUGGGAAGCCCUCAAGGCCGCCACUAAAAACUUCUCCGAUGAUCACAUGAUUGGUCAAGGGGGAUUUGGCAUCGUAUACAAGGGCACUUUACAAAAUGGACAAGAAGUUGCAGUAAAAAGGCUAUCAAGCGGGUCAUGCCAAGGUGAAAAAGAAUUUAAAAAUGAGGUUGCAUUGGUAGCCAAGCUUCAACAUAGAAAUCUAGUGAAGCUUGAAGGAUUUUGCUUGGCAAAGAAAGAAGAAAAGUUACUCGUGUACGAGUUUGUGGCUAACAAAAGUCUUGACUACUUCCUCUUUGAUGCUGAAAAGCAAAGACAAUUGGAUUGGCCAAAGCGAUAUGACAUUAUAAAAGGCAUUGCUCGAGGAUUGCUCUACCUUCAUGAAGACUCUCCCAUCCGAAUUAUCCAUCGUGAUCUCAAGGCAGCCAAUGUUUUGUUAGAUGAGGAAAUGCAUCCUAAAAUUGCAGACUUUGGCAUGGCUAGGAUUUUUGACGAAAAAACCUAUUGCCAUACAAGCAGAAUUAUUGGGACUUAUGGUUAUAUGGCUCCGGAAUAUAUAAUUCAUGGACAAUUCAACGUAAAAUCAGAUGUCUACAGCUUUGGCGUGCUAAUUUUAGAGAUUUUGAGUGGAAUAAGGAUAAGUGCCACGAGCUAUCAAUCAGGCAUGACUGAAAACCUUCUAAGCUAUGGAUGGAAAUGUUGGAAAGAUGGGAGAUCAUUGGAAUUUAUAAAUCCAACACUAAGAGACUCUUGCUCGAAAACCGAAAUCACGAGUUGUAUACACCUAGGUUUGUUAUGUGUCCAAGAAGAUAUGAGGAAGAGACCUAGCAUGUCAACUAUAGCUCUUAUGCUCAACUCUAAUUUCGCAGUUGGAGCUUUGUCAAUGCCCCAACCUCCUGCUUUCAUGUAUAGUGGAAAUGCAGGUCAAUCAACAAUGAGUAACACGGCUUCAAUUCCAUGGUCUAGUGGAGCAUCAACCAAUGACUCGAAUACUAUGUUGUGACAAAAUUAACAAUAUGUUAGCACAUACGAGAUUUUUUAUGUUUCAUAACCAUACCCGGUCUAUACCAUUUCAUAGCUCCUAGUUUUUCCUUAUAAGAAUGCUUAAAUUUUGCAUUUAUGUUUUA
This is a messenger RNA of Chenopodium quinoa (quinoa), 1672 nucleotides long. RefSeq names its product putative receptor-like protein kinase At4g00960. Gene Ontology annotation, molecular function: protein kinase activity; ATP binding. Gene Ontology annotation, biological process: protein phosphorylation. The coding region runs from base 1 to 1548 and encodes 515 amino acids. Lineage: Eukaryota; Viridiplantae; Streptophyta; Magnoliopsida; Caryophyllales; Amaranthaceae. The record is from RefSeq and is a predicted model, not a curated record. The transcript is spliced from 8 exons.